This is a messenger RNA of Symbiodinium sp. CCMP2592, 1851 nucleotides long. NCBI's taxonomy places the organism in Eukaryota, Dinophyceae, Suessiales, Symbiodiniaceae. The record is from the annotation of a GenBank genome assembly.
AUGGCACUUCAAGUGUGCUCGCUGUCUGGCAGCGUGCUGGCUUCCUUCGAGGCGGACGAGCUGAAAGAAGGCGAGCUGAACACUCUGGUGAAGGAGAGAUUGGCGCCGGUGUGUGGCGUACCAUGCUUUCGUCUUCGCCUGCUUGGGGCGGGGACGGCGCUGGGGCAUGGGACGUGGCAGGACCUGGCUUGCCCCGAGAAUCUGCAGGUCGUGGUGCUGGAGUACUGUGAGAAAAAGGCCAAAGCUCUCUGGAACGCCGCGGAAGCUGGAAACGUGGAGUCUCUCCUCCGCAUCUUAGAGCUGCCCCAGGACCCCAAUGUGCUGGUCAGUUUUCAAAGCGAUGACGACGAGACUGGCACAGAGGAAGAGGAGGAGGGAGAGGAGGAGGAGGAGGUGGAGGAGGAAGAGGAGGAGGAAGACGCGUACAUUGCCCCCUUUGGCCCCACAGCGCCGGCAUUGUGGGCUGCUGCAGGACGUGGGCACUCUGAGGCGGUGCGGCUUCUGCUUCUGGCGCACGCAAACACAGAUGCGGUGCACAGCAGCCUUCGCAGCACCCCGCUCCAUGAAGCUGCUGAGAAUGGCCGGGUCGUUGCUGUUCGUCACUUGCUGGAGGCCAGAGCCAGCGUCAGCAAGACGAGCUGCUUCGGCCGGACGGCUCUGAUCUGCGCCAGCGGCGGCUGUGAUGAAGAGGCGGUUCGACUCCUUGUCUGUGCAAAGGCGGAUGUGGACAUCAAGGACGUGAAGGGCUGCACGGCUCUGAUGGCGUGCCUUUGUAACCUUUCUGACUUCCCCGCCCACAAAGAUGCAGCUGCAGAAGUGGUGAGGACCCUUCUGGAGGCAAAUGCCAGUUUGGACGAGGCAGAUCGGACGCACCGCCACGCCCUGGGCUUGGCAGCCCAUGUUGGAAGCCUGCCGAUCAUCGAAAGCUUGCUGGGAGCGCGGGCAGAUGUGAACGGCACGGACAUGUUUGGGCAAAGCGCUCUGUGGCGUGCGGCCGCCGACGGGCAUCUUCCCGUGGUGCAGCGCCUGCUCGAGGCGGCGGCGAGCCUCGAGACCUGCGACGAGCACGGCGUUUCGGCCAUGGUCAUGGCAGCCUCGCGCGGCGAGGUGCAUGUUGUUGACUUCCUGAUCGAGAAGCGUGCGAAUCUGCAGUCUUUAGAUCUCAAAGGUCGCAACGCCUACUGGUAUGCCGCAGAAAACGACGAAACGGAGAUGGCGCAACAUCUCUUGGAGCUCGGCGUCAAGCCCGCGGGGGAGACGGCGGUGGAGACCCUAGUCGCGGAAUCCAGCGGGACGCCGAGAGCUAAUCCGAUCUUGGAGUUUCCUAUGGAGGGCUUCUCCGACUCCGUGCUGUCGCAGUUCACGAAGAUGGCGGCAACUUCGCUGUCGUCGAACACUCUCGGGCAAAUCUUCAUGGGGCUCAUGGUGAAACCGCCUGAGCCUGGCGAGCCAUCCUACGAGCUCUUCCAAAAGGAGACCUCGGAGAUCUUUGAGUCCUUGAAGAGGCGGGCGCUGCACCUCACAGCUGCACUGAACAAGGUGCCCGGCAUCAGCUGCCAGCCCAUUGACGGAGCUAUGUAUGCCUUCCCGAAGAUCACCUUGCCGAAGGGAGCGAUCCAGGCUGCCAGCAUCAAGCAUCAGGAUCCGGACGAGCUGUGGUGCCUGGAGCUCUUGGAACAGACGGGGAUCGUGACCGUGCCAGGCAGUGGCUUCGGCCAACAAGAGGACACUUUCCACUUCCGCACGACCAUCCUUCCCCCCGACGAGGUCCUAGAGGAUGUUGUGCGCAAGCUCGCUGACUUCCAGGAGGAGUUCAACAAGAAGUUCUCCAACGGAGGCGGUGGCUACUGA